Homo sapiens (human) is the source of this 1940-nucleotide messenger RNA. It is a transcript of the gene ZNF787, whose product is annotated as zinc finger protein 787. Lineage: Eukaryota; Metazoa; Chordata; Mammalia; Primates; Hominidae. Gene Ontology annotation, cellular component: nucleus. The record is from RefSeq and is marked validated. The coding region runs from base 135 to 1283 and encodes 382 amino acids. The transcript has 3 exons.
ACUUCCGGCCUGGGCGCCCGUCCCCCUGACCCCAGGGUCUGAGUCGCCGCUGCCGCCGCUGCCACCAUCCGCGAGGCAGGAGAGAGGAGGAGGAGUGCGGCGCGGCGGCCCCGGGACCAAGGAGGGACCCAGACAUGGAGCUGCGGGAAGAAGCCUGGUCUCCGGGGCCGCUGGAUUCUGAGGACCAGCAGAUGGCCAGUCACGAGAACCCAGUGGACAUCCUCAUCAUGGAUGAUGACGACGUCCCCAGCUGGCCUCCCACCAAGCUGUCCCCGCCCCAGUCUGCGCCCCCAGCCGGCCCGCCUCCCCGGCCGCGGCCGCCCGCCCCCUACAUCUGCAACGAGUGUGGCAAGAGCUUUAGCCACUGGUCCAAGCUGACGCGGCACCAGCGCACGCACACCGGCGAGCGGCCCAACGCCUGCGCCGACUGCGGCAAGACCUUCUCGCAGAGCUCGCACCUGGUGCAGCACCGGCGCAUCCACACGGGCGAGAAGCCCUACGCCUGCUUGGAGUGCGGCAAGCGCUUCAGCUGGAGCUCCAACCUCAUGCAGCACCAGCGCAUCCACACGGGCGAGAAGCCCUACACCUGCCCCGACUGCGGCCGCAGCUUCACUCAGAGCAAGAGCCUGGCCAAGCACCGGCGCUCGCACAGCGGCCUCAAGCCCUUCGUGUGCCCGCGCUGCGGCCGCGGCUUCAGCCAGCCCAAGAGCCUCGCGCGUCACCUGCGGCUGCACCCGGAGCUGUCGGGGCCUGGCGUGGCGGCCAAGGUGCUGGCGGCUAGCGUCCGGCGGGCCAAGGGGCCCGAAGAGGCGGUGGCGGCGGACGGCGAGAUCGCCAUCCCCGUGGGCGAUGGCGAGGGCAUCAUCGUGGUGGGCGCGCCGGGCGAGGGGGCCGCGGCCGCGGCAGCCAUGGCGGGCGCGGGGGCAAAGGCCGCGGGGCCCCGGUCGCGGCGCGCCCCGGCCCCCAAGCCGUACGUGUGUCUGGAGUGCGGGAAGGGCUUCGGGCACGGGGCCGGGCUCCUGGCGCACCAGCGGGCCCAGCACGGGGACGGGCUCGGGGCGGCGGGGGGCGAGGAGCCGGCCCACAUCUGCGUGGAGUGCGGGGAGGGCUUCGUGCAGGGCGCCGCGCUCCGGAGACACAAGAAGAUCCACGCGGUGGGCGCGCCCUCGGUCUGCAGCAGCUGCGGACAGAGCUACUACCGCGCGGGCGGGGAGGAGGAGGACGACGACGACGAGGCCGCGGGCGGGCGGUGCCCCGAGUGCCGCGGUGGGGAGGGCCGGUAGGGGAGGGGCCCGGGGGGGGGGGCGGGCAGGGCCCCUCGGGCUUGGCGGGAGCGACGACGUGCAAGACCAAGAGACCCAGGGAGAAGCGGACGGGGUGCGAUGGACCCCGCGGCAUCCCCGGCUCCCCGCCCUCCUCUGUCCCUGCGCCGUCCGUGGGGGGGCACUGGGGCGUAUUAGGGCCCGUUCACUUCUCCGCCUCGAGACUCUGCCCCCUCAGCCUGGCCCGCCCUUCCUAAGUUAUCGGCCUGCGAGCCGGAGAGACAAUGGAGAGAACUGCAGAGGCCGAGUGGCGACCAGGCCCCAAGCGGAAGGCCAUUUUCCCUGCUCUUCCUCAGUUGUCCGGGGCGGGGGUGGGGGGUGCUGCGAGGAAUGGAGAAACCAGGCCCUUUAGAGGAUCCCAGAGAGGGAAGAGAACCAGGGGCCCUUUUCUCUUUUAGAAUUUUCUUUUAAUCAGCCCACCUUUUGACUCCCCGCCCGCCCCAAUCCAUUAUUUUUUUCUGCCUUCCGGGUCCCAUCCUUAGAGCUCGAGUCGUUCCUUCCCCUCCUGGAUUCCGGGUAGCAGAGGCAGCGCCGCAGGAGGCGGGUGCCCGUUUGUCCCAGGCCUGGGCGUGGUGGAGGAAGGGGUGCUGGAACAAUAAACGGCACUAUCCAAAUGUC